Phragmites australis (common reed) is the source of this 2781-nucleotide messenger RNA. RefSeq lists its product as uncharacterized. The transcript has 7 exons. Bases 289 to 2649 code for a protein of 786 amino acids. Gene Ontology annotation, molecular function: protein binding. The record is from RefSeq and is a predicted model, not a curated record. NCBI's taxonomy places the organism in Eukaryota, Viridiplantae, Streptophyta, Magnoliopsida, Poales, Poaceae.
GCCAACGUGCCGAGCGGGAGCCGGAGCAGUGAGGUCGUCCCCAAACUCCAAAUGCUCCCGGGGGAAGUCCAAAUGGCGCCCUUCUCCACCUCGUCGAUGUAGCUGUCGGCUUGCUUGGGCUGGCUUCCCCUCGACCUCCAACUGGACGCCCAGCGGGCAGCAGGGACAAACAACAACUAUUCCAAUAAACCAACACGAAACCAAAACCUCCCACAUAAAUCGCCAUUUGGGCGGGCGCCUCCCCCGCGCGAGUGGUUGCCCGUGCCGGAGGCGGAGCCCCCAGCCGCAAUGCCGGACCUGGAUCCGUUGGCGGCGGCCGAGGAGGAGGAGUUUUACGAGUCGCUGGAUCGAAUCCUCUCCUCCUCCUGCUCCUCCACCUCCGCCUCCGACGACGACGCCGACCACCGCCGCCGCAGACGCCAACACCACCACCACCCUCCUCCGCCGCACGCGUCCUCCUCCGCGUACGACGUCUGGAUCUCCGAGCCCACCUCCGUCGAGGAGCGCCGCCGCCUCCUGCUCCAACGCCUCGGUCUAUCCUCCGAGCCCCUGCCGCCUCCUUCGCCCCGUCGCUCCCCUCGUUCGCUGUCCCCUUCCGUGUCUCCCCCGGCUUCGCCUCUGCCUCGGCCGGUGGUGGUGGAGGCGGCCGCGGAGGAGCCCAGAUCCGGCGGGCUUGGGAAGCCGCCACUGGCGCGGAACCCCAGCGCCGGCGGCGGGGAGCAAUGCCGGAUCCGGAACCUGGACGACGGCACGGAGUUCGAGGUCGGGGAGGUGCAUGAGGAGGUGGUACGGGAGGUGGGCACUGGCCGGCAGCUCACCCUCGAGGAGUUCGAGCUCUGCGUUGGUCGCUCCCCAAUCGUUCACGAGCUCAUGCGCCGGACGAUCACCACCACAUCAUCGUCCACCUCCGACCACGCCGCUCCUACGUCCAAGCCCCGGAGGAAGCCCGGAGGCUGGCUGCGCGGCAUCAGGUCCCUGGCGGGCAGCGUCGCAUACGGGCGCCGCAGCACCGAGGAUGGGGAUAAGGAGAAGGAGAAGAAGGAGAGGGAAGCGCGGCGCCUGAGCUCUGCGACCGAUGACAGCCUUGAUGGCACUGGCUCGCGCAAUGCGGGGAGGGUCCGGGUGCGGCAGUACGGGAAGGCAUGCAAGGAGCUCACCGGCCUGUUCUUGACGCAGGAAUUGGCUGCCCACUCGGGCUCUGUGUGGUGCAUCAACUUCAGCUUGGAUGGACGAUACCUAGCAACUUCUGGGGAGGACCGUGUGAUCCAUGUGUGGGAGGCGUCGGAGGGAGAGAGAAAGGGUGAAUUGCUCGGGGAAGCUUCGAUGACAAAGGAAAAUGGUAGUGGCUGCAGCCCGUUUUUUGCGGUUGUUGGGAAUGGGUCACCGGAGAUCGCAGCAUUGUCAUUGACCUGCGCUGACGGGAGCUAUGUGGAGAAGAAGAGGAGGCUGAGGAAGCAGAGCAAUCGGAAAUCUGUAGGAUCCGAUCAUCUAGUUGUGCCUGAGUGUGUGUUUGGCUUCAGGGAUAAGCCAGUCUGCUCGCUCCUGGGGCAUGCCGCUGAUGUUCUUGAUCUAUCAUGGUCCAAAUCUCAGUACUUGCUCUCAUCCUCAAUGGAUAAGACCGUUAAACUCUGGGAUAUUACUACCAGCACCUGUUUAAAAACAUUCUCACAUACAGACUAUGUGACUUGCAUCCAGUUCAAUCCUGUAGAUGAUAACUUUUUCAUUAGUGGAUCACUGGAUGAGAAAGUUCGCAUCUGGAAUGUCCAAGAUCGUAAGAUUGAGGACUGGAAUGAUCUUCAUGAGAUGGUUACCGCUGCUUGUUAUUCCCCUGAUGGACAGGUUGCACUGGUGGGCUCUCACAAGGGAAGCUGUCAUAUAUUUGAUACAUCUGAGAAGAAGCUUCAGUUCAAAAGUCAAGUUGAUUUGAGAAUCAGGAAAAAGAAGUCUGGCCAGAAGAAGGUAACUGGUUUCCAGUUUGCUCCUGGAAGCUCCUCGGAAGUUCUGAUUACUUCUGCUGAUUCAAGAAUCCGUGUUGUUAAUGGCGAUGAAUUGGUUCACAAAUUUAAAGGGUUCCGCAACACGAGCAGCCAAAUUUCAGCUUCUGUAGCUCCGAACGGGAAAUAUGUAGUCUGUGCCAGUGAGGACUCCCAUGUGUAUGUGUGGAGACAUGACAAUAGUUCCCACCCGAGCAGAAGCAGGAGUGCAGUUGAUGUGACCAACUCGUAUGAGCAUUUCCACUGCCAUGACGUGACUGUGGCUACCACAUGGCCCGGUGCCGAAGCCCGAGGUUCGUUUGGAUCUCGUAGCAGCAGACACAGUGAUUCAGAUGGAGCAGUGAACUAUGGCCGAGGCGUCCCUGUAGAAAACACUGAGCACAAUUCGGAUGCAGCUGAUAAUAGAUACAAUGAGAGCCCAGUUUGCGAAGGUAGCAGAAGCGUCAGCAAACAUCCAGUUGAUGGAGCAUCCACAUCCUGGCCUGACGAAAAAUUACCCUCUGCCAAGAGCAGUCCCGGUCACUGCUCAUCCGAUCUUUGCAUUGGAGCAAUGGAUGUUCAGCGCCGGUCAGCGUGGGGUUUGGUGAUUGUCACGGCUGGACGGGGAGGCGAAAUUAGGGUGUUCCAGAAUUUUGGCUUCCCAGUUCAAGUGUAAAGGUAGCGUGAGAUUGUGCAGAGUUUUUGUUUGGCUUCUUUACUGUUUAGAUAUCAGUCGUUCUUCAACAGUUCGCCUAGGCUUUUACUAAAAAAAAUAUUCUGUUUGAUUGUCUGGUUGGAUGCUUCAAGA